AUGACUCGCCAAGCUCUUUCUUUCUCUUUCUCUCUCCCUCUCCCCCCUCCCCUCUUCCCGUCACUGGAGAAGCAAGAUGUCGAAAAUAGCCUCCACCUCCUAGGGAGUUCAGCCUUCAAUCUGGAUGUCACCGAAACCAUCCUCAAGUAUGGAGAAAACGGCAGCUUCUUUGGCUUCUCAGUGGCAUUGCACCAGCAGCUCAGACCACAGCCUGUCAGCUGGUUGUUGGUGGGAGCACCACAGGCGGCUGCUUUGCCAGGUCAAAAGGCCAACAGGACUGGCGGCUUGUAUGCCUGUCCCUUGACCCAUGAGAUUAAUGACUGCCACCGAGUGCCCAUUGAUGAGGGAGUUGACCUGAAGAAGGAGAGCAAGGAGAACCAAUGGCUGGGAGUCACCGUCAAGAGCCAGGGGCCCGGCGGCAAGAUUGUGACCUGUGCCCACUUGUACGAAGCACGGAACCGGGUAAACGAAUCUCUGGAGACGAGGGACGUAAUCGGCCGCUGCUACAUGCUCAGCGAGGGGCUGCAAGUCUCUGACGAACUGGAUGGCGGCGAGUGGAAAUUCUGUGAAGGGCGGCCACAGGGACACGACCGCUUUGGCUUCUGCCAGCAAGGAGUGGCGACCGGCUUCACUGCAGAUAGGCAUUAUAUCCUCUUUGGAGCGCCUGGUACCUACAACUGGAAGGGGACCAUACGGGCAGAGCUGAGUGGCUUGAAUUUGAGUUACUACGACGACGGGCCGUAUGAAGCCGGGGGAGAGAAGGACCAGGACCCCUCGCUCAUCCCCUUGCCUGCCAACAGCUACCUUGGGAUAUUGUUUGUGACAAACAUUGAUAGCUCAGACCCUGACCAGCUGGUCUAUAAAACGCCAGAGCCCAGCGAACGGGUUCCCGGGAGUGUUGGAGAUGUGGCCCUCAAUAGUUACUUAGGGUUUUCCCUUGACUCUGGAGUGGGGAUUACCAGGAAGAAUGAGCUGAGUUUUGUAACAGGGGCUCCUCGAGCCAACCAUACAGGAGCUGUGGUGAUCCUGCACAAAGACAACGUCAACCGCCUGGUGCCUGAGGUUAUCAUCCCAGGAGAGAAGCUCACUUCAUCCUUUGGCUAUUCCUUGGCUGUGGUGGACCUCAAUCAUGAUGGCUGGAUGGACCUGGUGGUCGGAGCACCGAACCUCUUUGACCGCAAGGAAGGGAUCGGAGGAGCAGUCUACGUUUAUAUCAACCAGGCAGGGCACUGGGACAAUGUCCUCCCCAUCCGCCUCAAUGGUUCCUAUGACUCUAUGUUUGGCAUCACAGUGGGGGCUGUUGGAGACCUCAACCAAGACGGCUUCCAAGACUUUGCAGUGGGAGCCCCAUUGGAUGGCGAUGGCAAGGUCUACAUCUAUCACGGCAGUAAUUCAGGGUUUGUCACCAAACCUGCUCAGAUUCUGACUGGGGAGAGUGUUGGCGUCAAGAUGUUUGGAUAUUCCUUUUCUGGAGGGUUGGAUAUUGAUGGCAACCUCUACCCAGAUCUCCUAGUGGGAUCUCUUUCCAACACAGUAGUCCUAUACAGAUCCCGACCUGUCAUCCGCAUCUCCAGAAAUGUCACCAUCUCCCCCCAGAAUGUUGACCUGGAGGCUAUGAACUGCCGCCACCAUGUAGGCAUUUGCAUGGAUGUAAGAGCCUGCUUCAGCUACACUGCCAACCCCCCAAGCUACAGCCCAUCCAUCAUGCUUGAGUACACUUUUGACGCUGAUACUGACCACCGGAAAUCAGGCCAGGCUUCCCGAGUCACCUUCCACAACCAGAAGCCCACAGACGCUGAGCACCAGUUCUCCGGGGUAGUGGAGCUGCCCCAGCAACAUGUCCGUUCUUGUACCAAGGCCACACUACAGCUGAAGGACCAAGUCCGGGACAAGCUGCAUCCCAUUGUGGUGAUGAUGAACUACAAUAUCAAGCAUGCCCGCAGCAAGCGCCAGGCCCAUGGCGCCACGCUGGGCCCACUAAUGCCGGUGCUGAAUGUUGUGCCACCCAGCACUCAGAGGACAGAGGUGAAUUUCCUCAAGCAGGGAUGUGGGGAGGACAAGAUCUGUCAGAGCAACCUGCAGCUGAACUACCGGUUCUGUUCUCGUGUUGAUAAUGCUGUAUUCCAUCCCCUGCCCAGAGGCGACGAUGGCUUGGAUGUUUUUUCCAUGAGUGACCAAAAAGUCGUAGCCCUUGAGAUCCAUGUCACCAACUUUCCUUCGGAUGCAGCUGAGCCACAGCGGGAUGGAGACGAUGCCCACGAAGCCAUGCUGCUUGUCUCUCUGCCACCUACCUUGUCUUAUUCUGCUUUGCGCCUCUAUGAUGCCAUGGAGAAGGCCCCAACCUGUAUGUCUAACCAGAGUGCCUCUUAUAUGGAAUGCGAGCUUGGGAACCCCAUGAAACGUGGAGCACAGGUCCGGUUCUACCUUGUUCUGGAAACCUCAGGCAUUACCUUGGAGACCACCGAGCUGGAAGUAGGGCUAGAACUUAGCACGAUCUCGGAGCAGCCUGGGUUGGCCCCAGUGCUAGCACGUGCCCACGUGAUCAUGGAACUUCCUCUCUCUGUUUCUGGAGUGGCCGAACCAAAUAAGCUCUUCUUCAGUGGGGUGGUGCGGGGUGAAAGUGCCAUGAAGAGGGAACGUGAGGUGGGCAGUCCUGUGCUUCUCCAAGUGACGGUCUCAAACCAAGGCCAGUCCCUGAAGACGCUGGGCUCAGCCUUCCUCAACGUCAUGUGGCCCCAUGAAAUUGCAAAUGGAAAGUGGCUCCUCUACCCACUGAAGCUGGAGCUAUCAUCCCAGCCUCAGCAUCGCACGAUCUGCAGCCCAAAACCCAACUCACUGAAUCUGGCUCUGGAGCCUCUUCACCAAGGUAGGAAGAAGCGAGAGGCCGAGCCGCCUGAGGUGCCCACUAGCCGGCCACUGACUUAUUGGGGAAAGCAAAAAAAUGUCACAUUGGACUGUGCUGUGGGUACUGCUCAUUGCCAGCUCUUCCAGUGUCCUCUCUACAGCUUUGACCGUUCAGCUGUGCUCAGCAUCUGGGGCCGUCUCUGGAACAGCACCUUCCUAGAGGAGUACUAUGACACGACAUCGGUGGAAGUGAUUGUUCGAGCCAGCAUCACCGUGAAAUCUACCAUUCGCAACCUGGUUCUGAAGGAUGCCACGGUGCAGAUCCCAGUGAUGGUCUACUUGGAUCCCAGCAUAGCCGUGGCACGAGGCGUGCCUUGGUGGAUCAUCCUCAUUGCAGUACUAGCUGGGAUCCUAGUGCUGGGGCUGCUCGUCUCCAUCUUAUGGAAGCUUGGCUUCUUCAAACGUACCCGCUACCAUGAAGACAAAGUGCCGCAGUAUCAUGCAGUCAAGAUUCCUCACCAGGAGCGCCAGCUUUUCCGUGAGGAGAAGACGGGCACCAUUACCAAGAAGGACUGGGUCACUAACUGGAAUGCGGAGGGCGAUGGUCACGUUCCUGUCUCGGCCUAGAUACAUCCCUGCCCUGGCCUCCCUGUGGCAUGCUUCUGAUUGGCAGAGAGAGCUGCCACUGGAUAAACCUUUGUGUUGGCACCAGCCUGGCUGAUAAUAGGGUUCCUUGCCUGCUCUCCUCUCUGGAAGAUCUGCGGACACUGGACUGCCCCUUUCUUGUGGGGGAUUCAGCAGAGAUUCAGGGGGACACGUGCUUAGCCAUGGAGGUUACGGUGACAGAUUAUGCAAAGCCAAAGGUUGCUAAGGAUAAUUUUUUUUCUGGUAUUCUGCUUUUCCUUGCAAAGCUGGGCAGCAGCCAUGUGGAAAACUGAACGAGCAGCAGGAGGAACCCUCUAUUUCUAGUUUCCUAAAGCGUUUAUCUGCUGGGAAAAGAACUUUGCAUUUUGCUGCUGAGAGUUGGAAUAGCAUCUAUCACUGUCUACUCUGCUGCAAAUGGGGCAUACAUUUGCUACAAGACCUGAUUCUUUGGGAAAGAGAAGAACCUGGAUUCCUUGGGUGUGUUAGAGGGGUUCAGAGCCAAAAAAACCCCC
Zootoca vivipara (common lizard) is the source of this 4001-nucleotide messenger RNA. The record is from RefSeq and is a predicted model, not a curated record. NCBI's taxonomy places the organism in Eukaryota, Metazoa, Chordata, Lepidosauria, Squamata, Lacertidae.